CCGCGCGGCUCCGUUCCCGGUCCCGUUUCCCGUUCCCGGUCCCCGUUCCCGCAGCCCGGCCAUGGCGUACCGGGAGCUGGUGCGGCGCUGGCACGAGGCCGUGCGGGCGGCGGACCGCGGGCACUGGGACGCUGCCCUGGACGCGUUCGGCGGCAUCGCGGAGCCUCCGGCCAGGAUCUGCUUCAACGUGGGCUGCGUGCAGCUGCUGGCCGGGCGGCCCGAGGCGGCCCUGCGGGCAUUCAAUAAAACCAUUGAGAAGGACAAUUCCCUGGCUGUGGGCUACUUCCAGAGAGGAUUUGUCCACCUGCAGCUGGAAAUGUAUGAAGAAGCUCUCUCUGACUAUCACAUGGCCUUCAGUCAUCUAAGAGAAAAUCCCUUCAUUGAUUACAAGCAGCUGGGGCUGAGGCACAUCCUCUAUGCCUGGGAGGUGCUGUACAGCACUGCAGCAGUGCAGUGCCACCUGCAGCAGUGGCAGGAGGCCAGGGUCACCCUGGAGAAGGCUGUUGUGUGGAGACCUGAAAGAAGAACGGCAAUCCUGGAGCUGGCCCUUGAGCGGGUGCAGGACCACCUGUUUUUAGAGCCCAUGCUGGUUCCUCUUGGGGAACUUUUCAGACCACGAAAGAAGGAAGUUGAGCAGCUGGAUUCAAAAGAUUUCCUGGGUAAACCCAAGGUCAUCUCAUCCAUCAUUCCCAACGAUGAGUACAUUGGCUUUGAGCCUCUCAGGCCUCAGAAACAGGGCUUUUAUGAACCCAGUGCCAAUGCUCUGCGGCAGGCCGAGUCCGGCUACCACCGAGUGCUGUCCCGGUACCGCCCCGAGGAGCCGCCGGGGCCGGAGGUGGCGGCCGGGAGCCUGGUGUUCGUGCUGGGCAGAGCGGCAGACGGCUGGGCCACGGCCAUCCACGACGGGCAGAAGCUGCACAUCCCGAGCUCUCUCCUGGAGCCUGCCUCAAGGAUGGAUAAAUGGAAGGUCAGCACUGGGAUUCCCCUUCCUCCUGCCCAGGUGCCUCCCAGCCGCCUCCCCAUGAAGCAGAAGCCAGAUCCUCCUGGGGAAGCAGAUGCCUCUGUCAAUGAUGCCAGUGCCCACGUGGACUCUAAGGUCCCCCCGAGGUGCGGGGAGGCCCCCGCGGGCGCAGACAGGCCGGCGGUGCUGCGGCUGCGCUGCGAGUGCUCGCUGGUGCUGCGGGCAGGCGAGGCCCCGGCUCUGCCGGCCCUGCGGGCCCUGCUGCGGGACAGGCUGGCUCAGCAGGCACAGCGGGGCACGCUCAGCUACAGGCUCCUGGAUGGCACAGAGCUGGGGACAGUGUUAGGACAGGAAGAGCUGGGGAAGGUGUGGCAGCAGCUGAUGGAGGGCAAGCUGAUACUCUGUUGCCAGGACUCGGACUCCCACUUGGGCAGACCUGUUCUCUACCAGAUGCUGGCUCAGCACUCUUACCUGCCACAGGGACCAGGGGACCUGGAGUUCAGCAAGGGAGAUGUGCUGGAUAUCCUCUCUGAAGUGAACGAGGACUGGCUGGAAGGACGAUGCAAUGGCAAGACUGGCAUCUUCCCCAAAUGCUUUGCCACCCAGACCAGCUGUGAUGCUGCCUUCCUAUAGCAAACAGGAGCCUUUUCCUGCCUGGCUGCACCCCCAGGGGUGGGAGAGACUCGUCCCAGCUCAUUUGGGCCUCAGACAGCACAGCCAGGACCUCCACUGUACCUGGACAGGGGAUAUCUCCCACUCAGAUCCAUGGGGUCAGUUCCAGCAGUGAUGGCAUUUCCCACAGCCUGUUCCCUGACCUGGCAUUUUUUACCUCGUGCUUACACUGCCAAAGAUGUAUCUGUGAAGA
Molecule: messenger RNA, 1826 nt
Organism: Camarhynchus parvulus
Lineage: Eukaryota; Metazoa; Chordata; Aves; Passeriformes; Thraupidae
Gene: NOXA1
Product: NADPH oxidase activator 1
Exons: 15
Coding region: 62-1594 (510 amino acids)
Biological process (GO): superoxide anion generation
Molecular function (GO): superoxide-generating NADPH oxidase activator activity; protein binding
Source: RefSeq, a predicted model, not a curated record